This is a messenger RNA of Alternaria atra, 1056 nucleotides long. RefSeq lists its product as uncharacterized. The transcript has 4 exons. The record is from RefSeq and is a predicted model, not a curated record. The coding region runs from base 1 to 1056 and encodes 351 amino acids. Lineage: Eukaryota; Fungi; Ascomycota; Dothideomycetes; Pleosporales; Pleosporaceae.
AUGUACGCGCUGACACUAGCCGGAAUUCCCAUCUCCAUUGGCGCCAACGAAGCGGUACACCAACAGCGGCUGCUAGACGAAGAAGCAGAAAGUGAUGAGCGCCAAGAAGAGUUCUACCUAGAUGUUUUCUGUGAUGCGAAGAGUAGGAAGAGAGAUGAGGUACAUGGCGCGAUUGUAGUAUUGAAGGACGGAAAGAUACGACUCUGGCCCAAAGACGCAGGCACAGGAUUGCCAAAGCCCGGUCCGAACGAUGAGCCUUCACCACAUCCCUUUACCGGAUUCUAUCUACCUUUUCCGUCUUCCGAUCUACCGCACCGUCCCAUGCCCGCGGCACCAGUCCUGGGUCUCGUCAGUACCCUACCACCCUCACCACCUGCAUCGCCCGCUUCAUCUGCGCCCUCUACGCCGUCUCCUACGCCUUCCAAAGCACCCUUGGAACCUGCAAAGCCUAAGCUCAACUGGCUCUAUGCUGACAACACGACGCGCGAAUUGCGUUACGGUCCACGUUCAGAAGCAAAGAAACACACAGUCGGCCCUUGGGACUGGACGGAUGAUGAACAGGGAUUGACGUUGGAUGGGGAAGAGUGUCUUGUUGCUGUGGAAGAGGAGAGGGGUGGUCUCCAAAAGGAGCUCAUGGACAUUAUGACCAAGCCCACGCCCGGCAUAACCGCGUUUCCUGACGACGAGAACAUGACCGUGUGGACCGCCACAAUCGACGGCCCGGCCGACACACCCUACGCCAACCUCGUCUUCAAGCUGUCCAUGGAGUUUGCCAACAACUACCCCUACAGCCCACCCACCGUCCUUUACAAGACACCCAUCUACCACCCUAAUGUCGACUUCUCGGGCCGCAUCUGUCUGGACAUCUUGAAGGACAAAUGGAGCGCCAUCUACAACAUUACGACUGUCCUGUUGAGUCUCCAGAGCUUAUUGGGAGAGCCGAACAACUCGAGUCCGCUCAAUGGCCAGGCCGCAGAGCUCUGGGACAAAGACCCCGCCGAGUACAAGCGCCUUGUUCUUGCCCGCCACAAGGCACCUGAGGAACUGGACGCCUGA